This is a messenger RNA of Ictidomys tridecemlineatus (thirteen-lined ground squirrel), 3488 nucleotides long. RefSeq names its product zinc finger protein 275 (gene Znf275). Gene Ontology annotation, biological process: regulation of transcription by RNA polymerase II. Lineage: Eukaryota; Metazoa; Chordata; Mammalia; Rodentia; Sciuridae. Gene Ontology annotation, molecular function: DNA-binding transcription activator activity, RNA polymerase II-specific; RNA polymerase II cis-regulatory region sequence-specific DNA binding. The record is from RefSeq and is a predicted model, not a curated record. Gene Ontology annotation, cellular component: nucleus.
GUACCCCCGGCUGCGCCCCCGGCUCCGGAAACGCACCGCGGGGCUGCUGGGCUCGACUAGGCGCGGGUGGCUCCGUGGCGCUUCCUGCCACGCCAGGCCUGCCUGGGCCGCGCCAGCUCCACUCUGCUGAGGGCUGUGUAUCGGUUGCCGCCAGGCCUGGGUGAGGGUGCGGGCCGCUGAAGAGUGUGUGGGAUCUAGGUGAUCGUGCGAGCGGCGGGAAGGACGUGCUAGCCCGACUGAUCACGAAGGAGGCGAGAGGAUGUACGGGCCUGAGUGAGCACACCGAAUCGAGGUGGGACCUUACCUAGCAAACUAAUCAACAGUGUCCAGUGUCAUUCAGAGACAUGAUGAGUCAUCCCUGUGUGUCUCUUUUGGAACUGAACUGAACAUCACAAGCCACCUGCUGUCUUCUGGCCUGAGGACAUUCUGCUGCAGGUCCUUCUUUAGAUGCUCAUGGGAGUCCAGGUAUUUGGGCACCAAACUGCCAGCUCCACCUGCUCCCCAAGGUCUUGCCCUUCCUCAGGACGGAGUCCCGGGAAACCAGGUCCUGGCAGUCCCUCUUGAGAUGCCGGAGGCUCAGGCUUUGGUACCAUCUGAUGAUGUGUGGAACCUGACAAAAAGGGAAUGGUUGAGCCUGGACCCUGAACAGAAGACACUGGCAUAUUAUGGGAACAUGACUUCUGUGGGAGUUCCUGCUUUGAACCCUACCUUGGUCUCGCACCUGGCCCAAGGACAAGUGCUGUUGGUAUCAGACCCAUCCCUCAGUACAGAUCAAGCUAAACACCUGGAAAGCACUUCUAUGACCCACCACCAGACAAUGGAUGUAGAAGUCCAGCCUCAGGAGAUGGCUUCCACGAGCUCCCUAAGGGCCAGUGACCCAAAUGCUGAGGUCAAACAGAAUGGGAACACUGACGGGAGGGGAGGGAACCUACAGAAUCUGCCCAUAGAACACCAUUUUGCAUGUAAAGAGUGUGGAGACACCUUUCGCCUUAAAGUGCUCCUUGUCCAGCACCAGAGGGUUCACAGUGAGGAGAAGGGCUGGGAGUGUGGCGAUUGCAGGAAGGUCUUCAGGGGGGUGUCAGAGUUUAAUGAGCACAGGAAGAGCCACACGGCCGCGGAGCCCAAGCCUGGCCCUAGUCAGGCCCUGGAUGAUGGUGUAGAGAAGAGGGAGCAAAUGGAGAGGGAGGCUAAGCCCUUUGAGUGCGAGGAGUGUGGGAAAAGGUUCAAGAAGAAUGCGGGUCUCAGUCAGCACCUGAGGGUGCACAGCAGAGAGAAGCCCUUCGACUGCGAGGAGUGUGGGCGGUCCUUCAAAGCCAACACCCAUCUCUUCCGACAUCAGAAGCUUCACACUUCAGAGAAGCCCUUCGCGUGCAAGUCAUGCAGCAGAGAUUUCCUGGAUCGCCAGGAACUGCUCAAGCACCAGCGGAUACACACGGGCCACCUGCCCUUCGACUGCGACGACUGUGGAAAGUCCUUCCGUGGAGUCAAUGGCCUGGCAGAACACCAGCGCAUCCACAGCGGUGCCAAGCCAUACGGGUGUCCGCACUGCGGCAAGCUCUUCCGGCGUAGCUCGGAGCUCACCAAGCACCGGCGGAUCCACACUGGUGAAAAGCCCUACGAGUGCAGCCAGUGCGGCAAGGCCUUCCGCCAGAGCUCCAGCCUGCUGGAGCACGCGCGCAUCCACAGCGGCGAGCGGCCUUACGCCUGUGGCGAGUGCGGCAAGGCGUUCCGCGGACCCUCUGACCUCAUCAAGCACCGGCGCAUCCACAGCGGACUGAAACCCUAUGAGUGCGACAAGUGUGGCAAGGCCUUCCGCAGGAGCUCUGGCCUAAGUCGCCACCGGCGGAUCCACAGUGGGGCGAGACGCUGCGAGUGCAGCGAGUGUGGCCGCGUGUUCAAGAGGCGCUCAGCACUGCAGAAGCAUCAGCCCACCCACCGCGAGUAGACGGGCCAUUUGCCCGCCCCCCACUGCUGGUGGGACAAGAGGGGUCCUAAGAGGCCGUUGGUGGAGUCAAAGGAGAUGAAAAGUUUUGUAGUGCUUAUCUAUUUUAUUGUCCAAAAGGUUGAACCAGUUUAUACUGACACCAGCAAUUUCUUAAGUGUACACAUUUCUCAUUAUGCCCAUUGAGAGUAGCUUUUACCAUUUUAACUUAGUUUGGGUAGUUUACCUGGCAGAAAGUACCGUCAAGAGAUUUUGAUCAUCAUGCCUUGAAUGAGAAGAGAAAUUUGGAUGUGGGGGUGGGGAGAGGCCUGGUGGCUCAUCUGCUCCAAGCCCCACUUCUGAAAGAAACAAAUGCAGAGAUGUUCAAUGAUGACAUCAAGAUAUGUGACCCCACAUCUCCCAAAGAGUUUUUUGGCCUACUUGAAUUUAUAAAUUUUUAGGGAUGUAAAUAGAAUACUCAAGUGUCUUAUAAUAUUUAAUUUAUUAAUUUAGUUAUACAUACAUAUUGUAAAUCACAUAUUAUAUAGAAUAAUAUAUUAAUUUAGAAAACACUCCCUUUUGCCACGCUCCAUUUCAAGAAAUCAUUUUAUUCUAACUCCUCAUAUACAUUUUCAACCUCACAGUCUUCACCAACAUGGGAACCCCCUUGAGUCUCAGACCAUAUCCAGUCACUCCAUCUAAUAAUCUAUGCGUGGUAGCACUGUGACAAUCCCUGCAUGAGGCUCUCAUCAGAAACUUCCUCCCAAGCCAUAAGAACAUAUUUAUGUAACGUUAGGACAAUUGUUUUGUGUGUUUCGUAGUUAGUCCUAUAGCUCCACAACAUAGGUACUUAAGGUGGUGCUUUUUCAAAUGGCCUUACAAAAGGCUGGGGGGGGUUGUUUUGUUUUCUUAGAGCACCUGAAGCAUCAUCCUGAGGUCAUACUCCCAGUAAAGAUUACUGAAUGUGGGUUAAAGGUUCUUUGCCUCCUUGUUUCUUAAACCAGUUCAACCUGAUGAUCCCUGUGUAUAUCCAAAACAAGCAUCAAUUGGAUUGUUUCAGCCUAAUGGCUCUUGUCCUCAAGCAGCACUAUUUUAUUCGAAAUAAAGUAGGCGAGAGAGCAGCCCCAAAUAAGAGACACAUCUCCAGGACUCAAGGGUGAGGUGACACUUUCCCACUGAGAACAAAAGCCUCUCCUGGUAUGGGGCCUAGAUGGUACUUCACCAUCCCUCUACUUGCAAAUUUGUAAAAUGGGAGGAAAUCACAGUACCUACCUCCUAAGGUUAUCAAGAAGACUGCCAUCAUGCCUGCAGAGCACUGCAUGUGAUGGCCUGGCACAGAGGUCCGCAUUCAGUGAAGAUGAUCUGCUGACAUUGUACUUCUUGUUAUCAUUUUACAGCUCAUUAGUACUAGAACUGGGAAUGGACCCAGGCCUCCUGACUACUAGCCUCAUCUUUCUUUCCUUCAAUGACUUAAAUACAGAUUCUGUUUUCUUGCAUGCAAAUUGUACGUUCAUCUCCUUUGACUAGUUAUCAAGUUACCUUUGAAUAUAUUGACUUUAUAUAGCAA